CAUCCACCCCACGCGUAUGCAAACACACACCCUUCCCCGUUAUUGCGCUGCUGGACUCAGCUCGUUUUUUGGCUUCGCGAGUAGGAAAAGAGUCAGUCGAGGACGCAGAGGAGACGCAGGCGCUUGUCUCUCUUGCUCCUAGUCUGAAUGAAACCGGGUCGAGAGAAAAAGUGACUUUACAGACGGGAUUUAAAGGAAGUGAAGUGCGGGGACUCAAGCGGAAAAGAGAGGCCGCCUUUUUGCUGUUCCCCAACGGACGCACCCGAGAGACCAAAGAGCGCGCAAGCGGCUGAAAAGGGGCAGUUGCCGAGAGGCGUGAUGGCGAGGCUUUGGAAAGCGGAGGUAGCGGCUGCUGGAGCGCUUUUACUUUUGCAGUGCUUGGCUGAUCGGAUACAAUUCAUCGGAGCCAUGAAACCGAAGCAGAGUCUCGGUGCAUUUUAUGAAAUGGUUCAGAGCUUCCCUCGAGUGGAGGAAAAAGUGCACAUGGACUCCUACAGAUAUAGCCACAGAUGGAAACGACAUUCGGAAUUGCUCAAAUCAGUGGACACCAACAGAGCCAGCAUAGGACAGGACUCCUCAGAACAUGGAGGUUUUACAGAUCUACUUCCUGAUGACACACAUGAUAAUACUACGCAAAUUGAGGAAGACAUGGAUCACAAUUAUUACAUUUCAAGGAUAUAUGGGCCAUUUGAUUCUUCCAGCCGAGAUUUGUGGGUAAACAUUGAUAAAAUGGAAAAAGAUAAGGUGAAGAUUCAUGGAAUACUCUCCAAUACCCACCGACAAGCUGCAAGAGUGAAUCUGUCCUUCGAUUUUCCAUUUUAUGGCCAUUUCCUACGUGAAAUUACUGUUGCAACUGGGGGGUUUAUUUACACAGGAGAAGUUGUGCAUCAGAUGUUAACAGCAACACAAUAUAUUGCACCCUUGAUGGCCAAUUUUGACCCCAGCGUUUCGAGAAAUUCUACUGUAAGAUACUUUGAUAAUGGCACUGCACUAGUUGUUCAAUGGGAUCAUGUACAUCUACAAGAUAACUACAAUCUGGGCAGUUUCACUUUUCAGGCAACUCUUCUCAAUGAUGGUCGUAUAAUUUUUGGCUAUAAAGAGAUUCCUGUCUCAGUGACCCAGAUAAGUUCAACUAAUCAUCCUGUUAAAGUGGGGCUGUCAGAUGCAUUUGUGGUUCUCCACAGGAUCCAGCAAAUUCCUAAUGUUCGUAGAAGAACAAUCUAUGAAUAUCACAAAGUGGAGCUUCAGAUGUCAAAGGUCACCAAUCUGUCAGCAGUUGAGAUGAUUCCUCUGCCCACUUGUCUUCAGUUUAACAGCUGUGAACCCUGUAUAAUGUCUCAGAUUGGUUUCAACUGCAGCUGGUGCAAUAAACUCCAAAGGUGUUCCAGUGGCUUUGAUCGUCAUCGUCAAGACUGGGUGGAUAGUGGUUGCCCUGAAGAGUCAAAACUUAAGAUUUGUGAAAAUACAGAGACAACUCAAAUGCCUCUUCAUAUUACAACUGCACAACAGCAAACCACGAUGAGAUUCAGAGUUUUAACAACUACCAAAGGAACCAUUACAUCACAUCUGCCAACUAGUCUACCCACGGAAGAUGAUACCAAGAUAGCUCUACACCUAAAAGAUAAUGGAGCCUCUACAGAUGACAGCACAGAAGAAAAGAAAAGUGCCUCUCUUCACACUGGCUUAAUUGUAGGGAUUUUCAUUCUGGUUCUGAUAGUAGCUGCAGCAAUCCUUGUGAUUGUUUAUAUGUAUCACCAUCCCACCUCUGCAGCCAGUCUCUUCUUCAUUGAGCGUCGCCCAAGCAGAUGGCCUGCAAUGAAAUUUCGGAGAGGAUCUGGACACCCCUCAUAUGCUGAAGUGGAACCAGUUGGUGAGAAGGAAGGCUUCAUUGUAUCAGAGCAAUGCUAGGAUUAUUCUGUGACAAAUCACCAGUACUGGCCUACUGGUGUGAGAAGUUUAUUCUGCCUCACAUUUUUAAAAAAGAAACUUGAAGCUGCUGUAACCUGAGGAAAAUAGCUUGGAUUUCUGGAGAAACCAUAAAGGGGAGUAGGUGAUGACCCUUUACAGAGUGUUUUGUUUCAGAGCCAUCUGGCAUACAAUAUUUCAGAAACAUGUCUCUGAAACACCUACAAUCUGAAAAUAAAGAAUAUAUUUGCCAUGUUUUUUUUUUAUUUCGAGAAAAAAUAUAGAAUAAGCCAGAAAAUGUACCAACAGCUUUAAUUCAAAAAAGUGUUUCCCCACAGUAUUUGAUGCAGUAAAGUAGUUUGGUUUUUAACUUAUAAGGAUUUUUUUUUCAUGCCUCAAGGCAAUCCUAUAACAGAUUAAUCUGUUAGUGAGAUCAACCUGAUGCAAAUAAGAUAGGUUAGUCACUACAUGUAUUUCCAUGAGUACUAUCACUUUGAUUUUUCUAAUACAUAGCUAUCAAAUAUAAUCAGAAAAAGUGCUUCUUGUAUUCUGUUGGCCUUUAAAUUGUAAUUGGUUAAUCGCGACUAUAGUUCUAUAGUUGACAAAGCGUUAGAGAGAUUUUUAAGCUUUAGGAAAACAGAAAAGGAGCAAGAAUGUUUUUCACUGUGAUGAAAUUAGUCUCUCCAAGGGGAACAUAUAGUGAAAUUGUACUAACAUUUAAAUAUUCACAAGAGGGAAACUGGGGUGCAUGGGUAUGCAUCACUUACCGGUAGUUAGAAAUAAAUCCCAUUGAGCUCACUGAGACUUAUUACUGAAUAAUUACAUACAGGGCAUUUAGGAAAAGAGGUUUUUAAAAAGUCCAGAUGAUGGCUACACCAUAGGCACCGUGCUUGUAAAAGGAUGUGGGGUUUCAAUCACAUAAUUGCAGUUACUCUCUUACAUUUUGAGAAUAUUCUUGCAGAUGAAUCUGGCACAGAGGAUUGGACUGCUAUCUUUGGGGCAUUAUUUAUACCCCAGAAAGGUGGUCUCAAAUAGAUGAAGUCACUAUUUAAUUGAUAUUGGAAAAAGAACAGCCUUGGAACACGGGGGGGGGGGGGGACUCUCCGUAUAUCCACAUAUUUUCACAGUUCUCCAAGAGCAGUAUUUUUGCACCAGUGCCCUUCUGCCAUAGAAAAAACAUGAAACCUAUUUCAGUUCAUAUAACACAAGGCAGGCUCUUGUGGCUGUUGAUAGUGCAUUGUUUUUGUCAUCCUGAUGAUGGAAAUAGAUGGCAUUGCUGCAUAUUUCCACUGAGUUGUAAAAUAGUCCUUAGUAUUAAAAUAAAUGUUUAUGUUGCAUAAGAGAAAGUGGUUCAUUUAAUUGCAGUGUCCUAAUUUUGACUGCUUUUCAGAGCCAAAUUUUCUUUAAGCAACAAAAUAAAACCUUUCCUACUCUCAGUGGGAAAAAUAUUUUUUACAAAGUCCCAAUGAAAUAAUUCUUCAAAUAGAAAAUAGAAAUGUACCCUGAGAUCUUAAAAAUUAUUAAGAUUGUUUUUACAUUUUGCACGGAUAAAAUUCACUAUUUGCAUUUUUACACACAUAGAAACAGUAUUUGGUUCAUGGUAGGGUAUUAUCUGCAGCUUCAGGUUUCAAAUUGUUCAGUCACUUUUCUUGGAUAGCAUCUUUAUAAUACAAUCGUUUACAUUUCAUAUCAGUACAUCUAUGGUUCUUGUUUUUUUUUAAAAAAAAAAAACAGACUAUAACACCAUGAUUUUUACUUGUUAUUUCGUUCAGUAAAAAAUACGAUUAUGUAUUUUCCUGUAUUCAUUCUUUAUUCUGUUUAAACUGGUUUACUAUGUAUUUAGAAUGUGCAAAACCCACCACUUGGGCAAUGGAACGCCAGAAUAGCAUCUCCAAAACAACAUAAGUGGCUUUUGUUUUCAAGGCAGAGCCACUCUCAGAAUACCGCAAACCACUUCUGUAUUCAGAUUAAUUUUCAGAAAUGUCUAGACUAUCCCUGGAACAAGGGUUUGGAACAUCAUUGCUAUGUAGUCACAGUUCAUCAAGAGCAUUGACUUGUGGCUGCUAAAAAUCCAGGGAGUUGUAGUCCAGAACACCUGGAGGGCACCCAAUUGGAGCAAGGUGAUCAAGAGUAUAUUUUUAAAUUUUAUAAAAAAGAAUUUAUAAAUAUUAUUAUUGUAAGUAUUAUUAUAGAGAGCCAGUUUGGAGUAAUGGUUAAGACAUUGGUUUAGUAACCAGAACGCUGUGAAUUCUAGUCCCAGUUUAAGCAUGAAAGCUGACUGUAUGACUUUGAGUCAGUCACUGAUCU
Messenger RNA from Thamnophis elegans (Western terrestrial garter snake), 4212 nucleotides. It is a transcript of the gene PLXDC2, whose product is annotated as plexin domain containing 2. The coding region runs from base 319 to 1908 and encodes 529 amino acids. The record is from RefSeq and is a predicted model, not a curated record. The transcript is spliced from 14 exons. NCBI's taxonomy places the organism in Eukaryota, Metazoa, Chordata, Lepidosauria, Squamata, Natricidae.